AGGGCGAAUAUGUUCGUUCAAAUAAUCAUCAAACGAUACAUCAGGCUUACACCUGCAUAUUUCGUCGUUAUACUGAUAGCUAUAUUGAAUUUUACCUGGCACGAUCGUGUCUCAGCGCUUCUUCCCGCUGAUCAUCCAAGUGUUAAGUGUCCCAAAUAUUGGUGGACUAAUAUACUAUACAUAAACAACUUGUUCCAUGGGAAUGACUUAUGUCUCAUGUGGAGUUGGUACCUGCCCAACGAUAUGCAGUUCUUCGUAUUUGGUACUUUUCUCCUAAUGUUAUCGAUCACGCAUUACAAUGUUGCCAUUGGCUUAGGCGCUUUUAGCUUAGUUUCAUCGAUAUUAUCAGUCGCUUACAAGGGAUACACCCUUGAUUACCAGCCUUCGAUUGACGAAUUAUAUAACAGGGGGAAACAUCUUUAUAUACGACCGUGGUAUAGAAUACCGCCUUAUCUCAUAGGAAUGGCUACAUGUCAACUUCUUACAAAAUGCAAUUUCAAAUUAAAUUUAUCAAAAAAAACCUUAAUCAUUGGAUGGAUCUUGGCAUCUUUGUGUAAUGGUACGAUUCUCUUCGGACUUGAUAACAAGAACAUACCCUUAAGUCUAUCCGUUCUUUAUUUGUCCCUAAGUAGAACAGGCUGGGCCUUAAGUACUGCAUGGGUGGUAGUUGUAUGCACCACGAACCAUGCCGGUAUCGUGAAGAAAAUGUUAUCACUAGAUAUUUUCGUUAUUUUGAGUAAAUUUACGUAUGGUGCUUAUCUUCUAAACCCUAUUUUAAUAUAUUCGAUUCUUUCGUCGAGUUAUUAUUCUUUCUACUAUGAUAGUGUCACCAUUAGUAUUCUGUUCGUGGCAAUCGUUGUUUGUAGCUUCAUUGCUUCUAUUUUGUUAUUCAUAACAGUGGAAAUGCCGUUUGUAUCACUCCUGAAAUUGCGUAAUGGUGCACCAAAAAAAAGGAAAGAAACUGCUAGUGACAAAUUCCUCUGAGUCUUUAUUAAAUUAUUAAAUUAUUAAAUUAUUAAAUUAUUAAAUUAUUAAACUAAUAACAGGAAGUUCACCUUUCAUAUGUCAAAAUAUAGGACAAUAUAUAUGUUUACGACGACGAUCACCGGACUUAGUGUAAUUCAUUGUUUCAUAACAUUUCAUUAUACAUGAUUUACAGUGUUGUUUUCUUCAAACACCUAGAAAGGGGAAUUAAUUAAGAGGAUCACUUGCACAAAAGUUUUGCACGUUCUUCUAAGAAAGUGAUUUGAACGACGAAAAGAAACUCAUAUACAAAUAACUAUAGAUCACUGAAAGAGGUGAAAGGGUCUUUGCCGUUCAGUACAAGACGACCUCCUCGCAGUUGUUUCUCAUUCCUAACACUGUCAGUUGCCUUGCAUGUUAAAAAACUAAAGAUUUCGAGAUCACGAUAAGAAAAGUAGACAAUGCUACAAGUUCACGUAUAAAAGGUAAAUCGUGCUGUCUCAUACUAGAAUUCCAUCGAUGAUACAAAUCUUCGACACCAAUUUUUUAAUGGGAUUAAAAUUUACUCUCGUUCGACGUGCAUAAUACGUAAUUUGGGCAGAAACGUCACAAAUUUCAACUUUACAGCUUUUCGAUUUUUGUACGAUCAUGGCCCAACUGGUCUCCGUAAGACCAUAAGGUCAGCAAAGAAUGAUCGUAACCUAAUCCAUUACUCAGGAUUCAAAUGCACAUAGAGUAUCCGAAACGCUGAGCUCGAAAGUGAUGUAGCAACAAAGAUUAUUUGCUGGAAGGAAGAGAGGCUGAUGAAGAUUAUUUAUCAGUACGAAUAAUUAUAAAACUUAAUUUAAACUGGUAUAUAAAUUACGUGUUUAGUGUAAUAUGUUAAUUUGAGUGUAAGGGCAGACUUAUUCGAAAAAAACGUCCAAUGACAUCUCGGACGAGACAUGUUGCCACGGAUAAGACACAAUAAUUUGUUAUUUAAAUGUUUUGGACUUUGCGAGGACGUUCGAUUUAAUGUUAUUGGCCACAAGUGACGAAACCACUGCUACUGGUAUCUGGAUUAUGGGGCCACUCGAAAAAUUCAUGCCGGAAUGAGGAGUGAGGGAAAGAGAGAAGAGGGAAGAGUCACAAGACGCUGAUCAUUGCAGAAAGAAAAAUUCCGACUCGGUGUAUUCAAUUUUGGAUACAAUAAUGUUCGAAGGACAUUAGCACGGAACACAGACUGAUCGAUACAACAGUAGGUCAAAAUACCAAAUUUCAAAAACGUCACAGAUCAACAGGUAACUAACGGAAACUCCUCGCAGCUUAUUUCCAUAAGAAGCGAUCCGCAAUUUCGGUUAGCGACCUCAAAGCGUCGUUCUAGCAUAAUAUUUCGUUAUCCAGAUACUACAUAAAACGCAGAAUUUGACCUUUAUUUUACAUCGUAUUUUCCACACAUGUGAGUUUUAGACAUCGUGUACUAUUUGACGAAAUAUGGCGUCAUUCGUAACAGGCGAACAUGUUCUACUGCAUGCGACAUGGGGUCAAUCGUCGAUAAGACAAUAAAUGAUAUGAGGUGAAAGGAAACAAAUGCCACGGAUAACUAUUUGGAAUACAGGAGUUUUAAAACGUCAAUUAUCCGAACUGAUUGAGAGAUAGAAUAGUUUCUAUAAGCUGUGUUUCAGAUAAUUGAUUCGAGAAGAAUCAAAACUACAGGAGAUAUAGAAAAUAACACAAUCCGUUUUAGAUAUAACGAAAUGAUUCCUUCUAAAAUAAAUGAUUGUAUUCCA
Messenger RNA from Bombus pyrosoma, 2732 nucleotides. RefSeq names its product nose resistant to fluoxetine protein 6-like. The transcript has 8 exons. The record is from RefSeq and is a predicted model, not a curated record. Bases 10 to 984 code for a protein of 324 amino acids. Lineage: Eukaryota; Metazoa; Arthropoda; Insecta; Hymenoptera; Apidae.